CGCUCAUAUUAGCGAGCACCAUAAUCGUUUUCUUUGCACUAGCACUCAUUCUAUCUAUCGUGGUCAGAAGGUGUUGUGUGAAGAUUUUCACGGAUCUGCUGUCGAUCGGUCGGUUAUUCCUUGCGAAACGAACCGAGUUUUAGUUUUCUUUCGGUUCUUUUUCAAUUCCCCUUUGUGAAUUUCGUGCGUUCCGCGUGCGUGUGUGCGUGAGUAGCGCAAGAGCCAAUAGGGGAAGAAAAGAAGUUAGCGAAGAAGCAGACGGACUUUUUUUCACAUCGAGCAAAAGCAAGGAACAGCCAGCCAACAAGCAGCGAUUUCUGAAAGUUGGAAACGGAAGAGCCAGUUUUCUUCAAUUUUUACGGUCAAAACUUAGAGCCUAGCGGCCGAAUACACAUCGCAAUCGCGCAGUACAGAUGGCGUUAAAAAGAAUUAAUAAGGAACUACAAGACCUGGGGAGAGAUCCACCCGCACAAUGCAGUGCCGGACCAGUAGGAGAUGACCUAUUUCAUUGGCAGGCAACAAUUAUGGGACCGCCAGACAGUCCGUACCAAGGGGGUGUAUUCUUCUUAACUAUACAUUUUCCUACAGAUUAUCCAUUCAAACCACCUAAAGUGGCUUUUACAACACGCAUAUAUCACCCUAACAUAAACAGUAAUGGUUCGAUUUGCCUCGACAUUUUACGAUCUCAAUGGUCACCUGCAUUAACUAUAUCGAAAGUGUUGUUAUCAAUUUGCUCUCUGCUAUGUGAUCCCAAUCCAGACGAUCCACUUGUACCAGAGAUCGCUAGAAUAUACAAAACCGAUCGGGAAAAGUAUAAUGAGCUUGCGCGGGAGUGGACUAGAAAGUAUGCUAUGUGAUGCGUUCCAGAAAAUAAUCUAGAAAUCAACAAAAACAACAUCAACCAGAGAACCAACAGUAACUACAGCAAACAACACCCACUUGUAUCAGAAUUUUUACUUGUGCUACUCCUUUUACUACUGCUCCAACCGUCGCCACUCAUGCGCAACAAUGUUGCCACGGGUGCUGAAGCCACCGUCGCCGUCGCAACCGCUGGGACGAAAAUUAGCGAUGUCGUUUCUGAUAGCAGCAGUAACAGUGUGACUCCUUCUCUAUCGACCACGAUCCUCCAGAGUUUCCGCCUCCACCUUAAUCCUCUUUCCUACAGUCGUCGUCGCCGCCGCCGUACUCGUCUUUGUAACUGUCGUCAUCCGCGCAAUGACCCACAGUGGCUGCUGGAUGGGCACAUGUACCGAGGAGACAAGCAGCAGCAACAAAAACAAUAUGCAAACAAUACGUUUACUAUUAUUUAUUAACACACACAUACCAACAGAUUAAUGUCAUGAAGAUCAGCUGGGACAACAAGAUCGCGAACCGUUACUGAGAAAAAGCUGAAAACAAAAGAAAAACAAUAAAUAAAUCUAUUGAUUACUCGUAAAAAAAAACUCAAUAUUCGCUCUGAGAUAAUCGUUUCGACGGCGGUUGCGCGCGUUGAUUUUUUGAACAAUUCCUCUAGAACCUUUCUCUCCGUCUGUGUACUAUAGUUGAAAAACAUACAUAAUCGACUGGUCCCCUUACGAUCCAAACUAUACAGAGGUGAACUAUCGGCACUCACUGUGUGUCCCAUUUCUUUCCCAAAGCAAACCCUUUUUUCAGAAGAGCGCUCCUUGUUCCAUUACAUUAAAAAACAUUAUUUCAAACUUUCUUACAAGAUUUCUUUCAACGUCUAAUAGCAAAUUAUUGCCGAUAUUCUUACUAGCUUCAAAUCUGCAGAGUGCAGCAGACUGCAAGGUUUUAGGUUGCUCCGGCCAGUUUCGUGUAAUGUACCCCCCUCCUAAGCAAAAUCAGCUACUCUAAGCUGUAAAAAAGAAGUGUGUUUGAUUUUUUUGUUUUGUAGCAACAAAAAAAAAAAACAAACAUUGCGGACGAUUAAAAAAAAGUGAAGUCAAAUAAAUGGUAGUGAUCAAAAAAAUUUAUUUUAUAUUUGCUUUAAAUACAGCUCAUACUUAUCGUACUUUGAAACAAAAAAAAAACACUGCAAAAAGAACAUUGUAGUACUAUAAUACAAGCAUUUCAAAAAAGCAAGAGGAGAUACAAGAUACUGAGAUAAGUGAGAUUUGAGAAGAAACUUAACUAAUGAUGAAAAGCAACCGCUCGAGGUUUAAAAAUAUGUGAGAAGCGAUAGGAAACAGCAGAAUACAGAACAAGAAAAAACUAUAAUUAAUUUUUAUUAGACUUUUUUUAAUUAGAAUAAUUAUUACUAUUACUGCUAUCUUAUUACUAGACACAUGAAAAAAAUACUGGAAGUAAAGCGAAACAAGAGAGAUAAAAAUCCA
Messenger RNA from Wyeomyia smithii (pitcher-plant mosquito), 2333 nucleotides. RefSeq names its product ubiquitin-conjugating enzyme E2-17 kDa (gene eff). Lineage: Eukaryota; Metazoa; Arthropoda; Insecta; Diptera; Culicidae. The coding region runs from base 414 to 857 and encodes 147 amino acids. Gene Ontology annotation, molecular function: ubiquitin conjugating enzyme activity. Gene Ontology annotation, cellular component: nucleus. Gene Ontology annotation, biological process: ubiquitin-dependent protein catabolic process; protein polyubiquitination. The transcript has 6 exons. The record is from RefSeq and is a predicted model, not a curated record.